Pseudozyma flocculosa PF-1 is the source of this 1860-nucleotide messenger RNA. RefSeq lists its product as uncharacterized. The transcript is spliced from 2 exons. Gene Ontology annotation, molecular function: ATP hydrolysis activity; ATP binding. The record is from RefSeq and is a predicted model, not a curated record. Bases 1 to 1860 code for a protein of 619 amino acids. Lineage: Eukaryota; Fungi; Basidiomycota; Ustilaginomycetes; Ustilaginales; Ustilaginaceae.
AUGGUUUCUGCUUCCAAGGCUAAGCGCCAGGCCGAGAAGGCCGCCAAGGCCUCGUCUAAGGGCUCCUCCAAGGGCACCACCGACACCUCGGCCUCGACGCCCAUGACCAACCUCUCGACCAACACCUCGGUCGACGACCUCGACCUCAAGAGGAUGGCGCUCAAGAGCGACAGGAACGCUUCGGGUGUGCUGACCAGCGACAAGCAGAGCCGCGACAUCCACAUCGAGAACUUCACCAUGUCGUUCCACGGCCGCCUGCUCAUCGACACAGCCACCAUCAGCCUCAACUACGGCCAGAGGUACGGCCUGCUCGGCGAGAACGGUGCAGGAAAGACGACUUUCCUGCAGGCGCUCAACGACCGGGACAUUGAGAUCCCCGAGCACAUCGACAUCCACCUCGUCCAGGGCGAGGCCGAGCCUUCGGACGUCAACGCGCUCGACUACAUCAUCGCCUCGGCCAAGGAGAAGGUGGCGCGCCUGGAAAAGGAGAUUGAGGACCUCUCGGUCGCCGACGAGGUCGACGACCUCGCGCUCGAGCUCAAGUACGAGGAGCUCGAGGAGCUCGACCCCAACACGUUUGAGGCCAAGGCCGGCAUGAUCCUGCACGGUCUCGGCUUCUCGCAGGAGAUGAUGCGCAAGCCGACCAAGGACAUGUCCGGUGGCUGGAGGAUGCGCUGCACGCUCGGCAAGGCGCUCUUCCUCAAGCCUCACCUGCUGCUGCUCGACGAGCCGACCAACCACCUGGACCUCGAGGCCGUCGUCUGGCUCGAGGCGUACCUGUCGACCUACAACCACAUCCUCGUCCUCACGUCGCACUCGGCCGACUUUAUGGACUCGAUCUGCACCAACAUCAUGGACCUGACGCUGCAGAAGAAGUUCCUGACGUACGGAGGCAACUACAGCACCUACGUCCGCACCAAGCAGGAGAACGAGGUCAACCAGAUGAAGGCGUACCAGAAGCAGCAGGAGGAGAUUGCGCACAUCAAGAAGUUCAUCGCCAGCGCCGGUACCUACGCCAACCUGGUCAAGCAGGCCAAGUCGAAGCAGAAGAUCAUUGACAAGAUGGAGGCGGCCGGCCUCAUUGAGCCCGUCAUCCAGCCCAAGCUGCUCCGCUUCAACUUCGAGGACAUCCGCAAGCUGCCGCCGCCGAUCAUCGCGUUCAACGAGGUGGCCUUCUCGUACAGCGGCAAGCGCGAGGACUACCUGUACAAGGACCUCAACUUUGGUAUCGACAUGGACUCGCGCGUGGCCAUCGUGGGCCAGAACGGUACGGGCAAGUCGACGCUGCUCAACCUCAUCACGGGCGCGCUGCAGCCGGUCGAGGGAUCGGUGCAGAGGCACGCCGGCCUCAAGCUGGGCAAGUACUCGCAGCACUCGGCCGACCAGCUGCCGUACGACAAGUCGCCGCUCGAGUACAUGGAGAGCAAGUACAAGGAAAAGUACCCGGAGAAGGAGCUUCAGUUCUGGCGCGGGCAGCUGGGCCGCUUCGGCCUGUCGGGCGCCCACCAGACGUCGCCGAUCCGGACGCUCUCCGACGGCCUGCGGAACCGCGUCGUCUUCUCGCAGCUGGCCAUGGAGCAGCCGCACAUCCUGCUGCUCGACGAGCCCACCAACCACCUCGACAUGGGCUCGAUCGACGCCCUCGCGCUGGCCAUCAAGGAGUUUGAGGGUGGCGUCGUGAUUGUCUCGCACGACUUCCGCCUCAUUUCGCAGGUGGCCGAGGAGCUGUGGGAGGUCAAGGACCGCAAGAUUGUCAACCUGACCAAGCAGGACAUUGGCAUCCAGCAGUACAAGAAGAUCCUCAUGAAGGCCGGAGAGGCCAACCUGGCCAAGGCCAAGCUCACGGCAAAGGGCCACUGA